CGCUGUAUUUCGCCCCGGCUCCUGCAAUCAGAACAAUAACUCCAGCAGAUGAGAAGGACCCACUAGUUACAAUGUAGCGGGUCGCACGUAAAUCCUGCGCUGUGCUGUUGCUUUUUUGCAUCAAUUUUUAAUGUGAAAACCGUCAUUAUGUGGCUACCGUCUGAACACGAAAAAUACGGCGUCGUUCUGGCCAGUUUUCGUGGGACGGGACAGCAUGGCCUACCGCUGGAGAUUGGAGACACUGUGCAGAUCCUGGAGAAGUGUGAAGGCUGGUACAGAGGGUUUAUCCUUAAGAACCCAAAUGUGAAGGGAAUUUUCCCAUCAAGCUACAUUCACUUGAAAAAUGCUCAUAUCAAGAAUAAAGGGCAGUUUGAGACCGUGGUACCGGAAGAGGACCCGGUGAUUACGGAGAUGACUUCCACACUGAGGGAGUGGGGAACCAUGUGGAAGCAGCUCUAUGUGAGGAACGAGGGGGACCUCUUCCACCGACUGUGGCACGUGAUGAACGAGGUGCUGGACCUGCGGAGGCAGGUGUUGGUGGGCCACCUGACGCAGGACCGCAUGCGGGACGUCAAACAGCACAUCACCGCCCGCCUCGACUGGGGCAACGAACAGCUGGGCUUGGACCUGGUGCCGAGGAAGGAGUUCAGCAUGGUGGACCCUGAUGAGAUCAGCGUCACGGAGCUGUACAAGCUGAUGGAGCAGCGGCAUCGCAGGAAGGAGGCACCGACCCCGCCCACUGUGCACCACUUGCUCGUCCAGGUGAAGAGUCUGGUGAGCUGCAGCCUUGCAGAGGAGCUGCAGGUCUGCUUCAGCAUCUACGACAGCAGGGACGGCCGGCCUCUCAGUGAAAGGUUUUUUGUUAGGCUGAAUAAACAUGGGAUGCCGAAAUCGCCAGAAAGAGCAGAACGCCAGUGUACCCUUUUCACGGAUUUGGGCAGCGGUGAUCUGCGGAAAGAUGUAUAUAUCGUGGCUCACAUUAUAAGAAUAGGGCGCAUGGGAGCGGGAGAGAAGAAGAAUGUCUCCAGUGUGCAGUACCGAAGACCCUUUGGCUGUGCUGUUAUCUGCAUCGCAGACCUCCUCACGGCUGACUCCAGGGACGAUCACAACCUCAAGGUCUACACCUGUAACACAGAGAGCGAGUGGUACCAGAUACACGACAACAUCAUCCGCAAAACGAGCUCCAGGUACAGCCUGCUGGGCUCCAGCACGGGCCUCUCCAUAUCCCUGCAGCUUCUCCAUGGCGACAUGGAGCAGAUCCGCAGGGAAUAUAUGACCCUCUUCACCUGCGGCAUCACCAUCACCAGGAAGCUGGGCUUCUCUGACAUCAUCAUGCCAGGUGAAAUGAGGAAUGACCUGUAUAUCACCCUGGAAAAGGGUGAGUUUGAGAAGGGUGGGAAGAGCGUGGCCAGGAAUGUGGAGGUCACCAUUUACGUGCUGGACAUGGAUGGACAGAUUAUCAAGGGCUCAUUGUGGGAAGGUUCCGGAGAGCCAGGGGCUGACUCCUUUCAGUCUAUCGUGCUCUAUCACAACAAUAGCCCCCGGUGGGCGGAGCAGGUCAAGCUGCCUCUUCCCGUGGACACGUUCCGAGGGUCACAUGUGCGCUUCGAGUUUCGCCACUGCUCCACAAAAGAAAAGGGCGAGAAGAAGCUCUUUGGCUUCUCCUUCAUCCCCCUGAUGCAGGAAGAUGGACGGACGUUACCCGACGGCACCCAUGACCUCAUUGUUCACAAGUGUGAGGAGAACGCCAACCUGCACGACUGCUGUCGAUAUCUCAAGCUGCCCUUCUCCAAGGCAAGCAGCCUCCCAGGGAACCCACAGGCUGCGAAAAGCAGCAAGGAGUCCUUCUGCAUCACCUCGUACCUCUGCUCCACCAAGCUCACCCAGAACGGGGACAUGCUAGAUCUUCUGAAGUGGAGGGCCCACCCCGACAGGGUGGGAGACAGCCUGUCCAAGCUGAUGGAGAUCGAUGGCUCUGAGAUCGUCAAGUUUUUACAGGAUACGUUGGAUUCUCUCUUUGGCAUUUUAGAUGAAAAUCCUCAGAGAUUUGGGUUGAAGGUGUUUGACUGCCUAGUUCAUAUUAUCAAUUUGCUGCAGGACAGCAAAUUCCAGCAUUUUAAGCCAGUGAUGGACACCUACAUCGAAAGCCACUUUGCGGGGGCUUUGUCAUACAGGGACCUGAUCAAGGUCCUGAAGUGGUACGUGGAUCGCAUCAUUGACGCUGAGCGCCAGCAGCACAUCCAGCAGGUGCUCAAGGCAACAGAGUACAUCUUCAAAUACAUCAUCCAGUCGCGGCGGCUAUACGCCCUGGCCACCGGGGGGCAGGGCGAGGACGAGUUCCGCUGCUGCAUGCGCGAGCUCUUCAUGUCGCUGCGCUUCUUCCUGUCCCAGGACGGCAAGGCCGCCAGCCCCGUGACCCAGACGCAGGCAAUUUUUCUAAAGAACUUCCCGGCCAUGUACUGCGAGCUGCUGAAGAUCUUCACUGUGUGUGAGGUGGCUGGCUUCGUGCGUGACACGCUGGGUAGUCUGCCAAUUACCAGUCAGGCAGACUGUCCCUUGGAGGCCGUCAAGUUACAGUGCAUCGCCAAGACGGUGGAGAGCCAGCUGUACGCCAACCCCGAGUCCAGGUGCAUCCUGCUGCCAGUUGUCCUGCAUCACCUCCAGGUUCACCUCCAGGAGCAGAGGGAUCUGGUGAUGUGUGCCCAGGUGCUGAGCAGUGUGCUCUCAAUCACCAUGAGGGACAACACGGACCUGUCGUCGGCCGAGGUGGUGAGCGCUAUCGUGCGGAGCCUCCUGGGCGUGCUUCUAGUAACCAUCCUGGAGGUGACCAAUCGGCCACAGCCGGCAGGGACAGCCAUGCGACUGCAGUUCCAGGACGUUACGGGCGAAUUCGUAGCCUGCUUACUGGCUCUGCUGCGACAGAUGACAGACAGACACUACCAGCAGCUGCUGGAGGGAUUCGCCAGCAAAGACGAGCUGAAGGAUUUCCUUCUGCAGAUAUUCACAGUCUUUCGGAUUCUUAUCCGACCAGAGAUGUUCCCAAAGGACUGGACUGUAAUGAGACUGGUCACCAACAACGUUAUCAUCACUACUGUGCUGUACCUGUCUGAUGCCCUAAGGAAGAACUUCCUCAACGAGGGAUUUGACUACAAGGUCUGGGAUUCCUACUUCUACCUCUCCGUGAUCUUCAUCAACCAGCCCUGCCUGCAGCUUGAGAGCUUCUCCCCAACGAAGAGGAAGAGAAUCGUAGAGAAGUAUGGUGACAUGCGGGUGAUGAUGGGCUGUGAGAUCUUCAGCAUGUGGCAGAAUCUGGGGCAGCACAAGCUGAACUUCAUCCCUGCCAUGAUUGGGCCCUUCCUGGAGGUGACGCUGGUGCCGCAGCAAGAUCUCCGCAAUGUCAUGAUCCCCAUCUUCCAUGACAUGAUGGACUGGGAGCAGAGGAGGAGUGGAAACUUCAAACAGGUGGAGGCUAAACUGAUCGACAAGCUGGACAGUCUGAUGUCUGAGGGCAAGGGGGACGAGACCUACAGGGAGCUCUUCAACAGCAUCAUUCCGCUGUUUGGGCCCUACCCUAGCCUCCUGAAGAAAAUUGAGCGUGAGACAUGGAGGGAGAGCGGCGUCUCCCUGGUGGCUACCGUCACCCGGCUCAUGGAACGGCUGCUGGACUACAGAGACUGCAUGAAAGUGGGGGAGGUGGACGGCAAGAAGAUCGGUUGCACCGUCAGCCUUCUGAAUUUCUACAAGACAGAGCUGAACAAGGAGGAGAUGUACAUUCGCUACAUCCACAAGCUGUACGACCUGCACCUGAAAGCGCAGAACUACACAGAGGCCGCCUAUACGUUGCUGCUGUACGACGAGCUGCUGGAGUGGUCGGAGAGGCCGCUGCGCGAAUUCCUCAACUACCCCAUGCAAACGGAAUGGCAGCGCAAGGAAGCCAUGCACCUCUCCAUCAUACAGAACUUUGACCGUGGCAAGUGCUGGGAGAAUGGGAUCAUCUUGUGCAGAGAACUGGCAGACCAAUAUGAGGCAUAUUAUGAUUACAGGAACCUGAGUAAAAUGAGGAUGAUGGAGGCAUCUUUGUACGACAAGAUCAUGGGCCAGCAGCGGCUGGAGCCGGAGUUCUUCAGAGUUGGCUUCUACGGAAAGAAGUUCCCCUUCUUCCUCCGGAAUAAGGAGUUUGUGUGCAGGGGCCACGACUACGAGCGCCUGGAGGCCUUCCAGCAGCGCAUGCUGAACGAGUUCCCUCAGGCCAUCACCAUGCAGCACGUCAACCAGCCUGACGACACCAUCUCCCAGGCCGAAGCACAAUAUCUGCAGAUCUACGCCGUGAGUCCGAUUGCAGAGACCCAGGACGUGCUGGCGAGGGACAACGUCUCUGAUAACAUCAAGAGCUUCUACAAGGUUAACCACAUCUGGAGGUUCCGCUAUGACCGGCCCUUCCACAAGGGAACUAAGGACAAAGAGAACGAGUUUAAGAGCCUUUGGGUGGAACGGACAACUUUGACCUUGGUACAGAGCCUGCCUGGCAUCUCUCGCUGGUUUGAAGUGGAGAAACGGGAAGUGAUGGAAGUGAGCCCGCUGGAGAACGCCAUCGAGGUGAUUGAGAACAAGAACUUGCAGUUGCGGACCCUGAUCACGCAGUGUCAGGCGAGACAAAUGCACAACAUCAACCCGCUCACCAUGUGCCUGAACGGGGUGAUCGACGCCGCUGUCAACGGGGGCCUGACACGCUACCAGGAGGCUUUCUUUGUGAAGGACUAUGUGGCGAGCCACCCAGAGGACUGUGAGAAGAUCGGCCGUCUCCGCGAGCUCAUGCUGGAGCAGGCACACAUCCUGGGGUACGGCCUGGCUGUGCAUGAGAAGUUUGUGCCACAGGACAUGAGGCCUCUGCACAAGAAGCUGGUUGACCAGUUUCAUCUCAUGAAGUCCAGUCUGGGAAUACAAGAUUGUCCACCCUACCUGCCUUUUGCCAAUGGAAGCCCGCGUACCUACAUGGGCUCAAUGGUCAAUGCCGUGAGCCCUGAUGGUGGGCGGGGAGUGAUGAGACGUGGCCCCAGCACCCUCAGCUACCCGGCAGCGAACCGCUACUCCUCGUCCUCGCUGUCCUCCCAGGCCUCAAAUGAAGUGAGCAACAUUACGGGCCAGUCGGAGAGCUCGGACGAGGUCUUCAACAUGCAGCCCAGCCCGUCUACCUCAAGCCUGAGCUCCAAUCAUUCUGCCUCCCCCAACGUCAGCAGCUCCGCCCCCUCCAGCACCAGAGGUUCACCGCUGUCAUCUGAAAUGAAUAAGCAUUCCAGAGAGAGUUCCUGCCUCUCACCCCGGGACAGACCCUGCAGCGCCAUCUACUCCAACCCCCUGGAUCCCACACAGAGGAUACUGCCACACCCUAUGGGAGAUGUCAUGUUGCCGCGCAGUGACCCCAGUCUCUCGGCACCAGACAAAGGAUCUCCGACGCAGACCCUGAGAUCGCUGUCCCCGGUCCCCAUACGCACAUCUCCACAGAAGAGUUCCGUGCCCCCCUUCACGCCAUCGCCGACUGAGUGCCAGUCGGGCGGGCUGGUGUCCAAUUCGCCAGCGCUGUCAGGAAGCUACAGCAGUGGCAUAUCUUCGCUGAGCCGCUGCAGUAUGUCGGAUGCUUCGGGCCUGGAGGCCCCGCCCCCCGGGGAGCUAGCCCUACCCAGCAUGCUCACUGCCUCUGCGUCGGGAGGCUCCGACGAGCUCCUGCGGCGUGACAGCAAGACACCGCCACCAUACAGUGUUUAUGAGCGCACCAACCCUCGGCGCCUCGUGCCUCUCCCCCACGGCCUGUCUGUCCUGCCCGGGGUGGAUCCUCCUGCCCUCCCACCCAAGCCCAGUCAGAUCCGGGGCACCAAGCUGGACUUGGAUCCCCGAAGGGCUGAGCAGGUGCCUCGGCCCAGACCGCUGCCCAGGAAGGUGUCGCAGCUAUAGCGGCAUCUGCUGGUGCCAGCGGCUUAUUUUGCACUUAGAUUGUGUGUGUUUUUUUUUUUUUUGUAAUCCCAAGACUGCAAACAAAAUAUGAAAACAGAUUUUUAAAUAGUUGUGAUUAUUUUUUUUUUAUUAUUAUUUCUUUGGUGACAUUCAGUCCAAUUCAACAUUCAGUACCUUUAGGACUCAAGCCCAAAUAUAAAACUUAGGGAAAAAACUGUUGAAAUUGCAUACAUUAAAUUAAUAAAUAUUUUUGAUAGAUGUAUAGAUAAAAUACAUGUAUAUAUUGAUUAAAAGAAAACUUUGUUUUGCCUUAAAUGUAAAAUCUUGCUGUUCUUGAGGGCCUGCAGAAAAUUCCUUAAGUCUUUACUGUUAUGAUUCACAAAGAAGUGCUGGAUGGCUCUAGCUUGUUUUUUUUCCCCAGAAUAGCUGAAUAUCUACCCAUCCGUUUGCCGGAACAUUAUAUGUGCCAUAUGAAAGACCGAUGGGAUUUUCAGAGUAAUGUACCAAAGGAAUAUAUAAACUCUUUUAUAUAACUGGAAGAUUAGAAACUAGGAAACUGACACUGCUUGAGGUAGCAGUGAACUUCUGUUUGCGUCGAUUUUGCAAAAUCAAGGCUGAUUUUCUGGCUGCAUGAGGCUGGGUAAAACAGUAUUGUCCAGUAGUAGGAUUCCUUCUAAAUGUGCCGAGGUAGAAAGCAUAAGACUCAGAAAGCUUGGCUAGCUUCUCACUACUCUGCCAAUAGCAGAGUAAUCAUCUUAUGGUCAGUGGGGGCAAUAGCAAAUGUGGGGUGUGAGAAGGUAUCGAUGAGAUUGUUCAUUUUUUGUGCUAAGGUCCUAGAUUGGCAAAGCACUUGCACGAGGGGGUCCUAUUCCAACAACCACAAAAUUAAUAUAUUCCACUGGCAAAGGGUUUGUCAACCUUGUCCGCAGAGAGAUAUCAAGCUACGUGUUUGUAUAGCCGAAUAUUUUUUGGGCAGUUUCUCUAAAUAGUUUGGCACCGAGGCAGUGCCACUGACUGGGUGUGCAGUAAGCUGUCCGUGUUAUAGUAUCCAGAGGCUCACGGGGAAAACACAGGUGGCUGGGAAGUGUUUUAGGAAAACAUUGUUUUGUAAAACGUUUGUGGGAAAUAUCGAUUGUCUCUUUGCGUGGUUUUUGACUAUUCAACCACAGUAUUCAUUGUAACUUUAACAUUUUUGUAUUUUUUUGUGAAUUUGGGAUUAAAUAUAUUUACAUGAAUUGCUACUUCUGAAAAUGUAAAUUACAUUCAUGAGACUGUUGUAAGUAUACCAAAUAGGUUGUUGAAUACCACUAUUGUACAUAUGUGUUUUUAACAAGAUGUAGCUAUACGAAUUUGCAGCUUUGAAUGUUCCAAGAAGAAUUAUAAUUAUAAAUGUUUAAUAUCUAUGUUUAGUGACUGUAGAGAGAGUACAUUGAUUCAUAACGCACUCAAAUAACCUGUUGAAUAAAACACACUUGGAAGACAGUUUUGCAUAAGACUGACAUAGUGGUAUAUUUUAUGUAUGAAAACAUUGUCAGUCUCUUUCCGAAAUUAUGACAUUUUAUUGUCCACUCUAUGAUUUAACUGCACUUUAUUCAUAUUGUAGAGAAUGUGAUAGUUUUCUUUGUUCAGCAUUUGGACUGAUCUCAAAGGAUAUUCCGUUUUACCCUAAUAUGAUGCGUUUAGUUAAUGACAGACGAAUAAAGUACAAUAUUUGUGUGUUUCGUAAUCAUGUUCUUGAUGCAACAUGCCUUUAAACGAAUACAUCGGGCAUACAUUAUCAGCACAAAAAUAAAAUCCUUGAAUUUAAUGCAA
Molecule: messenger RNA, 7761 nt
Organism: Brienomyrus brachyistius
Lineage: Eukaryota; Metazoa; Chordata; Actinopteri; Osteoglossiformes; Mormyridae
Product: dedicator of cytokinesis protein 4-like
Exons: 52
Coding region: 148-5949 (1933 amino acids)
Biological process (GO): cell chemotaxis; small GTPase-mediated signal transduction
Cellular component (GO): cytoplasm; plasma membrane
Molecular function (GO): small GTPase binding; guanyl-nucleotide exchange factor activity
Source: RefSeq, a predicted model, not a curated record